Molecule: messenger RNA, 2152 nt
Organism: Piliocolobus tephrosceles (Ugandan red Colobus)
Lineage: Eukaryota; Metazoa; Chordata; Mammalia; Primates; Cercopithecidae
Gene: DCPH1
Product: damage control phosphatase 1
Exons: 5
Coding region: 289-1614 (441 amino acids)
Biological process (GO): DNA damage response
Cellular component (GO): nucleus
Molecular function (GO): phosphatase activity
Source: RefSeq, a predicted model, not a curated record
AGGCCCUGGGACCUCCCGGUCCUUACCUGCUUCCGGCUUUCGUUUGCUUCCAUAUCCGCUCCUCUAGUCGCCCUCCGCUGUCCCCGCCUUCGUCCCCGGAAGAUUGGGUCCUCUGGCCAGCCACUGUUUGCCGUUUGUACGGGCACCAAAUAAAGUUUGUUUAUUCAAAAGCACCUUUUUUUUUUAAAGCCACACCACCCCCAUUCUCAGCUCCUCCUUCGCGGCGGUAACGCCUCUGUUUCUGAGGCGAUUGAGCGCCGAUCUUUGCGGCCGGGAUCGCGGAACGUAAUGGCUGUCGUCCCGGCGUCUCUCUCAGGACAGGACGUGGGAUCAUUUGCAUAUCUUACAAUUAAAGACAGAAUACCACAGAUCUUAACUAAGGUUAUUGAUACAUUGCAUCGACAUAAAAGUGAAUUUUUUGAGAAACAUGGAGAGGAAGGCGUGGAAGCUGAAAAGAAAGCUAUUUCUCUCCUUUCUAAAUUACGGAAUGAAUUGCAAACAGAUAAACCAAUUAUCCCCUUGGUUGAGAAAUUUGUUGAUACUGAUAUAUGGAAUCAGUACCUGGAAUAUCAACAGAGUCUUUUAAAUGAAAGUGAUGGAAAAUCAAGAUGGUUCUACUCACCAUGGUUAUUCGUAGAAUGUUACAUGUAUCGUAGAAUUCAUGAAGCAAUUAUCCAGAGUCCACCAAUCGAUUACUUUGAUGUAUUUAAAGAAUCAAAAGAGCAAAAUUUCUAUGAGUCACAGGAAUCUGUCAUUGCUUUAUGUACUCACCUGCAACAGUUGAUAAAAACUAUUGAAGACCUAGAUGAAAAUCAGCUGAAAGAUGAGUUUUUUAAACUUCUGCAGAUUUCACUGUGGGGAAAUAAGUGUGAUCUGUCUCUCUCAGGUGGAGAAAGUAGUUCUCAGAAGACCGAUGUACUAAAUUCAUUGGAAGACCUAAAACCUUUCAUUUUAUUGAAUGAUAUGGAACAUCUUUGGUCAUUGCUUAGCAAUUGCAAGAAAACAAGAGAAAAAGCUUCUGUUACUAGAGUGUAUAUUGUUCUUGAUAAUUCUGGGUUUGAGCUUGUUACAGAUUUAGUAUUAGCCAACUUCUUGUUGUCCUCUGAACUGGCUACUGAGGUUCAUUUUUAUGGAAAAACAAUUCCAUGGUUUGUUUCUGAUACUACUAUACAUGAUUUUAAUUGGUUAAUUGAACAGGUAAAACAUGGUAAUCAUAAGUGGGUGUCCAAGUGUGGGGCUGACUGGGAAGAGUAUGUUGAAAUGGGUAAAUGGGUUUACCACGAUCAUAUAUUUUGGACUCUGCCUCAUGAGUACUGUGCAAUGCCUCAGGUUGCUCCCGACUUAUAUGCUGAACUACAGAAGGCACAUUUAAUUUUAUUCAAGGGUGAUUUGAAUUACAGGAAGUUGACAGGUGACAGAAAAUGGGAGUUUUCUGUUCCAUUUCAUCAGGCUCUGAAUGGCUUCCAUCCCGCACCCCUCUGUACCAUAAGAACAUUAAAAGCUGAAAUUCAGGUUGGUCUGAAGCCCGGGCAAGGGGAACAGCUCAUGGCCUCUGAGCCCUGCUGGUGGACCAGUGGAAAGUAUGGAGUAUUUCAGUACGAUGGUCCCCUUUGACUUGAUUUAGGAGCUCUCAGUUGCAUAGAAAGAUCUGACCAGCACCUUUUCAUCCCCAGAAAAGGAGCGCGUGAAUUGAGUUGCCUGGCGGCUGGCUCUGUACAUGCUCUGGGAAGCUUAGCUUCUCGGUGCCCAUAUAUAUGCACUGGAUGAUUUUUCUUUUUAACAUUUUGCCCCACUAUACUGUUUUGGGGAUAGAUGGGUUAAGCAAGUUAUAGAUAAUUACAUUUAUAUUGGAGUUUUAGCAACUUUUUUUCAGGUUAAAUACAUCAUUUCAAGUGCUUUUAAUGAACUUUUUUUAAUUGGCUAGGAAGCAAAAAAUAAGCGAGUUCUGCUUUUAGUUAGUUAACCCUAUUCUUUUCUUAAACAGUACACUGCAUGGUAUUUCAUAUUCCAGGAAGCAUGGAAUUUUAUUUUGCUUGAUUUUGGGCUCAUGAAAUAAUAGCUCUGUGAAAAUGCACAUCUUAAUGACUCUCUGUAAAGAGGCAUUCCUUACAACUGUGAUGUUUCCUCACAUAAAAGUUACCUCAUAAGUUAA